UUACCUACAGCCCCUUGUUCUUCCUCAAAUUAACUUGGCUCCAAAAACUUUGCCGUGGCGUCCAACCCCGAACUCGCUAGCCAGGUCCUCCACAGUCCACACACAGUCGUGCAUAGCUACAGUGAUAUGUGGGAGGAAGAGAUGCACCUGGUUGUCCAUGACCUGAAGAGAGAUGAGAGGGUGAGGACGAAGGGACUGGUUAUUAUGAAGCGCUUGCAAUUGAUGUUGUACAGUACAAUGUCAUCUACCCAAAACCAGAUGAGCCGUGAUUUGUGUGAAGGGGCUAGGGGUUGAAAGAGACUUCAACGGCGUCAAGUCUAAGCUUAUGCUUCGUAAGUCUUAAGUGCAGUAAAACGACGAGUUUAACUCAAAACAAUCUGCACCCUUUAUAUUUUUACAAUAGAUGUACACUGAAGCCAGAUCCAGUUGUACCGGCCGGCCCAUCUUCUCUUCUCUCAAAUCAAAUGCUCUGCUCCCGCCUCCCAAGAUCACCCUCCUCCUCCUUGUUAGGAGCACUAUUCUUAUUCAAAUACGGAGGCCAACGGCUGAUAUCUACCACAGCAGCUCCAGACCUGGUUUAUUUGCUAAAGCGGUGCUCCGACCUCAACCACAUAUUCCAAACCCACGGCUACAUGGUUCUCAGAGGCCUUGACCAGGACAACCUCCUCCUUAGCCGAUUCAUUGCCGCCACCUCCUCUUUGGGCUUCUCCGAUUACGCUUAUUCAGUCUUCACCCACAAAGCACAACCGGACAUAUAUCUCUAUAACACCAUGAUCAAGGCUCUCUCUGAGAGUCUCUGUCACACUCACUCUGCCAAAGCGGCCAUCUUUCUCUAUAACAGAAUUCGAUUCGCCGGCUUACGACCCGACACUUACUCUUUCCCUUUUGCACUCAAGGCCAUUGUUCGACUAUCCGCGGUUAGAUUCGGAAGAGUUAUUCACUCUCAAACUAUAGCCACUGGGUUGGACUCCCAAGUUAAUGUGGUCACGGCCCUGAUUCAAAUGUAUUCCUCCUGUGGAUGUGUUCCCGAUGCCCAGAGACUGUUCGACGGGGUGACAUUUAGAGAUGUGGCCCUGUGGAAUGCAAUGGUUGCAGGUUAUGCUAAGCUUGGUGAUCUAGACACUGCGCGGGAGUUGUUCGAGCGCAUGCCUGAAAGGGAUGUGAUUUCUUGGACUGCAGUCAUUUCAGGGUAUGCUCAGAUGUCCCGUCCUGACGAAGCGGUCUCGGUCUUCCGCAGAAUGCAACUUGAGGAUGUGGAGCCUGAUGAAAUCGCAAUGGUGGCUGUACUCUCUGCAUGUGCCCAAUUGGGGGCCCUCGAGCUAGGGGAAUGGAUUCAUAACUACAUAGAAAAACACGGCUUAUACAAGAUUGUUCCUCUUAACAAUGCACUCAUUGACAUGUAUGCAAAAUCGGGCAACAUUACGAAAGCAUUAGAAGUUUUUCAAAGUAUGAAGCAUACUAGUGUCAUAACUUGGACAACGAUUAUUGCUGGACUGGCUCUGCAUGGACUUGGAAGAGAAGCUCUUGAUUUGUUUUCUCGCAUGGAAAGCGCUAGAGUUAAGCCAAAUGAAAUCACUUUCAUCGCCAUCCUUUCUGCUUGUAGCCAUGCUGGAUUGGUCGAAGUGGGGCGCUGGUAUUUCAACAACAUGGGAUCAAGAUAUGGCGUUGAACCACAAAUUAAACACUAUGGCUGCAUGAUCGAUUUACUAGGACGAGCUGGUUACCUCCAAGAGGCACGAGAACUAGUUAGGCAGAUGCCAUUUGAACCAAAUGCUGCUAUAUGGGGCUCUCUUCUUGCUGCCUCUAAUGUUCACGGUGAUGCCGAUCUUGGAGAGCAUGCUUUGCGGCAUCUCUUAAAUUUGGAGCCACAUAACAGUGGAAACUAUGCACUUUUAUCUAACAUAUAUGCUGCUCUUGGUCGGUGGAAUGACUCUGGGAUGGUAAGGAAGGUGAUGAGAGACACGGAUAUAAAGAAGAUGCCAGGUGGGAGUUUCAUUGAAGUGAACAAUAGGGUUCAUGAAUUCAUUGCAGGAGAUAAAUCACAUCCGCAGUUCGAUAGGUUAUAUGAAGUUCUAUGUACGAUAAAUGGACAUUCGAAGAUGGUUGGGCAUGUGCAAAAAGGAGGCGGUGGGCUGCUUGAAUAAGUAAUCAGGAUUAUAUACUAUUUAGAACAUAUGGUUUUGAACUAGCUUUGAGUACCAUUAGGGACGUAUGCCAUAACCACCUGCACAGCCAUUGCCUCAUGAAUUAAAAACUCAAUUUAUUCCAACUCAUUGAGAAGAUUUGACCUUAAACUUGUUUAAACAAGAUCGGAUGAGCGACAUCAAUUUUUUUGGACUCCUAUGCAGUUGGGAGCCAUUUUCAUAUUAUAAGAUGUCCUACCUGACGUACUCGAUGUCGUGGUCAUGAAGGAAGCUUCGGUGCAUCAGCAUGUUUUCGCCUGCCAUUUCAUCAACAAAGCAGAUUUCUCAUUGCAACUUCCUUCUCGUUCCUUUUUUCCUGCUUUUGAAAAUUUCACCUCAGUGGUCAUAUCAAAUUUCACAAGAUCAAAAUGGAUAUAAGAAGCAACAUUAAGCAUCAGUCGCCAUGAAGCUUGGAAAUGGCAAUUCUAGCCAAUAACCAGAUCUUCUUCUUUGGGACUAACAUGGACAAGCAUCAGCGUUUUUGAACCCUCUCCUGAAGUUAGGAAGAUGUUGGAUGAAGGCAAGAGAAAGUUUCUAUUAGGCUGAUAAACAAGAACAAUCAUAUGCAUGCCAGAAGCACUGAUAGGAGGGGAACAUUCCAAUGAAAUAUUCAUACCGUCUCCCUCCCUAGCAGAAAUUUACGUAGAAUUAUUUCCAUAAAUAAAUGUGACUAUGAAAGAAGAGAUACAUGUUUACGUUUGCUCCAUGAGUUUCCCAAGUGGCACCCUUGAAUGGUAAAAACAGACCACCACCCAUCCCAUACCAUAUAUAUGAUUAAGGUUGGGAGUGGCUUGUUAGGGCUUGUGAUUAUUGUUCUCUCCCAACUUUGACUAUAUGGUAUGAUAUAAUGACUAGAUUGACCAUUUCGCA
This is a messenger RNA of Alnus glutinosa, 3053 nucleotides long. RefSeq names its product pentatricopeptide repeat-containing protein At5g56310. Gene Ontology annotation, molecular function: RNA binding; protein binding. Gene Ontology annotation, biological process: RNA modification. The transcript has 3 exons. The record is from RefSeq and is a predicted model, not a curated record. Lineage: Eukaryota; Viridiplantae; Streptophyta; Magnoliopsida; Fagales; Betulaceae. The coding region runs from base 465 to 2144 and encodes 559 amino acids.